CUGACCCGACCCGAUGUAUAGAAAAUUGAAGAGACCAGAGACGCGCCUCUAUUCACGCGUUCUUUCUUCCAUCUUCACGCUCUCAGUUCACUCAGAAAAACCCUAACAAAUUCAUCUGUUCCAUUCGUGUUUCUUCUCCAUCUACCAUAGAGAAUCAAAUUCCCAAAAGGAAGGAUUCAGAGUAGAAGAGAUGGGUGGCGAAUCGAAUUACGAGAUUCAUCAAAACGCUUACAUCAAGUUAAUCCUUCAUGCCCUUAAACACAAGACUUCCUCCGUCAACGGUGCUCUUCUCGGCCGCAUCUCCGGCAACGGUGACAACGUUGAAAUUAUUGAAUCCGUUCCUUUGUUCCAUUCUCAGAUUGGUCUACUUCCACCACUCGAAAUUUCGCUUAUCAUGAUUGAAGAGUUCUAUGCUGACAAAGGUUUGAGUAUUGUGGGUUAUUUUCACGCAAAUGAAAGAUUUGAUGAUUUCGAGGUCGGAAAUGUGGCCAAGAAUAUUGCAGAUCAUAUCUACAAAUAUUUCCCUCAAGCUGCUUUACUUCUGUUGGAUAACAAGAAGCUUGAAGCUUUACUGAAGGAGGGGAAAGACAGGAGUCCAGUGAUGCAGCUUUACACUAAGGAAGUAUCUAGGUGCUGGAAACUAGCGGGAGCGGACGCAGCAAGCAGCUCUCUGAAAAUUAAAGAGCCAUCUGCAAAUAUUGUCCUUCUGGAUUAUGUCUCGUCAGGGAAAUGGAAGGACAUCGUUGAUUUCGAUGACCAUCUGGAUGACAUUAACAAGGACUGGCUGAACCCAGAGCUCUUCAAGUGAGAGAAUGUCCGCGGAGGAUGACGGUUGUCCUGUUGCCAUGUGAUAUUUGCUGUUUUCAUCCCUCUCGACGUAGUUCGUUCUGAGUUUAUGAAAGGGAAGAAGAAUCUAAUGGGUUCUGAAUUUGCAAGAGGGAUGAAGAUUACCAAAUGACGGGGUUCAUAUUCUCGCCGCAAAAGUAUGCAUUUAUUUCUAAUAGGUUAAACUUAAUUCUUGAGCAAGGCAACUCAAUUAAUUUUGUAUGAAAUGGAACAAUAAGUUUAAUUUGGGACUCAAAAAUCAUUUAGUUUAUGCAAUUACUGUUCAAAUUUAAUGAUAUGUUCCUGAAAUUUGAACCAAA
This is a messenger RNA of Capsicum annuum, 1145 nucleotides long. Its product is annotated as ER membrane protein complex subunit 8/9 homolog. Bases 191 to 808 code for a protein of 205 amino acids. Gene Ontology annotation, cellular component: EMC complex. Lineage: Eukaryota; Viridiplantae; Streptophyta; Magnoliopsida; Solanales; Solanaceae. The record is from RefSeq and is a predicted model, not a curated record. The transcript is spliced from 6 exons.